Molecule: messenger RNA, 777 nt
Organism: Bombus huntii
Lineage: Eukaryota; Metazoa; Arthropoda; Insecta; Hymenoptera; Apidae
Gene: mRpL14
Product: 39S ribosomal protein L14, mitochondrial
Exons: 3
Coding region: 183-626 (147 amino acids)
Biological process (GO): translation
Cellular component (GO): mitochondrion; ribosome
Molecular function (GO): structural constituent of ribosome
Source: RefSeq, a predicted model, not a curated record
CUAUUUUGGUGCUAAAAUAAAAAGUUUCAAGAUAAAUAGUUCUACUUUCUGUUAACUGACGCAUUAAUUAAAUUUUUUAAUUGAAUAAAUGUAAAUAUAGGAAAUAAAAUGUGAAAGAAGUUGGGUUGAUAAACAAAAUUUAAAUUUUAUAAUUUCAUUUCUUUUGCUAAGAUAUUGCAAUAAUGCCUAUACAUGGUACGCUAUUCAAUAUUGUAUCCAGAAAUGUUUCCACAUCGACGAUAUGUAAUCAAAUAAUAAAAUUAACAAGAUUAAGAGUUGUGGACAAUAGUGAAAUUGGGAAGCAGGCUAUGAUGGAAGGAAAACCACCACGUUGUAUUCAUAUUUAUAAUAAAACAGGAGUUGGUUUAAUAGGGGACAGAGUAUUAGUUGCCAUAAAAGGUGAGAAAAAGAAAGGUAUAUUGGUUGGUUUGAAACAACGUCAAAAUCCCAAAGUACCAAGAUUUGACAGCAAUAACAUAGUUCUCAUAGAUGAAAAUGGAACACCUUUAGGUACUAGGAUUCAUGUACCAAUUCCUCAUAUCCUGAGAACUAUCAUGAGAAAUAAGACACACAGCAAAGGUGCAGAUUAUACAAAAUUGCUAGCUAUUGCCACAAAAUUUGUAUAAUACAUACAAGCGCACAAUUCUUCAUAUAGGUACUACCUUAAAUAGUUAGGAACUGCAUCUGCAUAUAUAUGUAUAUAUGUUAAUAUUAUUAUGUAUAUAUACUGCAAAUUAUAUAUGCAUAACAAAAUAAAGUGUUACAUUCAUAAUGUCA